Molecule: messenger RNA, 1676 nt
Organism: Gossypium raimondii (Peruvian cotton)
Lineage: Eukaryota; Viridiplantae; Streptophyta; Magnoliopsida; Malvales; Malvaceae
Product: protein ANTI-SILENCING 1
Exons: 4
Coding region: 150-1340 (396 amino acids)
Molecular function (GO): RNA binding; chromatin binding
Source: RefSeq, a predicted model, not a curated record
GACAGCAAAAGGGUUACAAAGGAGGAAGAUUUAAGGCUGCUCUUCUCUAUUUUAUUAUUAUUAUAUGUUUUCUUUAUUAUUUUAUAUAUUAGAGCUAAGCAUACGCUUCCACUCUCUUGCCUCUUCACAAAUCGUUGUGCCAUUCAAGUAUGGCAGAAGUUGAGAACAUUGAAUUUAAGUGGGGUAAAAAGAGAGGAAUUGGUGCGAGAAAUAGAGAUGUUCAGUUUUAUGAAUCAUUCACUUAUGAUGGCCUCUGUUACACUCUUUAUGACAAUGUUUAUCUUCACAAAGAAGGCCACUCUUUAACUUUUCUAGGGAAACUUAUAAAAAUAUGGGAAAAUCCCGAUAAAUCCAAGAAAGUGAAGAUUUUAUGGUUUUUCCGACCUUCUGAGAUAUCAAAAUAUCUUAAAGUUGAAUUGAAUCAUCCUAAUGAAGUGUUCUUGGCAUCUGGUGACGGAGUUGGCCUAUUUAACAUUAAUCCCUUGGAAGCAAUUGUAGGAAAAUGCAAUGUAGUUUGCAUUUCAAAGGAUAGCAGAAAUCCACAACCCUCAGAUCAAGAGCUCCAAAAGGCUGACUUUGUAUUUUGUCGUACGUUCAAUGUUAAGCGCUGCAUUAUUGUGGAUGAAAUGGAUGAAAAAUUUGCUGGAAUUGAUGUUAAAUUUAUUUUUAACCGAAUGGGUUCUCUAAAGCCCCCUUCUAGUCAUAACACUGAUGUGGAUGAUAAACAUACUAGUGAGACUGCUAUGGCAGUAAAUAAAAAGGUGAUUUUGUCUAAUAAGUUGAACUCGUUUGAGACUCAAAAUUUUGAAGAUAGACAAGGGGAACAGAAACCCGUUGUUGAAGAAACCUUUGCUGCUGAUGAUAGACAAGAGAAUGUCUUUAACUACAAAUCUGCUUCAAGCCUUAAAGCUGAAGAAAACAAAGAGUUGAAAGUUGAUGAGAAAUUAAAGUCCAUUGAGGAUUUGGGUGAGUUAGAUGAGAGGCCAUAUAAGAAAGCAAAGCUAGAUAGUUUUGGGAAAGUCUCUGAUUGCAAGAACGAGAUUGAUGUGCUUGUACCAAAUAUCAUUGCUUCUGAAGACGAACCCAGAUGUGCUGCAAAUACCAAUGGGACAUCAAACUCUUCCACGAAGCUGGAGUUGGGGGAUGACGAACUCACAAAACCUACUUGCAAGUUGCCGAACGAGUCUUCUUCAUGGCCUUCAAAUGAUAUCAUCAAAACUGAUGACAAAGCAUUGGAAGUUAUUAGUAGACCUGAUUUUGAAAUUGGUGUUCUGGAGUUAUCUCCUUCUUUCCUUUCCUUUUGUUUAUCCCUUGCAACAUGGAGUUCUAAUGUGCAUUAAAGAUUGUGAGCUUGGUCCUAUAAUGUUUGAAAUGGAUUGUUAGCUUUAGUUAUUGCAGCCUUAACACCAAUACAGUAGCAUCUGAACUUCAAUGCUUCUCGAAGUGAUUCAAUUCUUUCCUAGGAUGGUACGAUACCUAGUAGUUGAUCUCUGCCUCUUCUGUCUGUUUUGGAACUUGCCCAGUCUGCAUCUGUAUUGGCUUCUAGUUUUAAAGAUAAUAGAAGGCAAUUUACCCUUAAAGUAUAUUAGUGUUCUUAAUACAACUUGAAGAUGGGAUUUUUGUAGGAUCAUGUAUGAAUUGACUCACAACACUAGUUAGAAUAUAUUUCUCUAUCA